Messenger RNA from Scomber scombrus (Atlantic mackerel), 2160 nucleotides. It is a transcript of the gene pgk1, whose product is annotated as phosphoglycerate kinase 1. The transcript has 11 exons. NCBI's taxonomy places the organism in Eukaryota, Metazoa, Chordata, Actinopteri, Scombriformes, Scombridae. The record is from RefSeq and is a predicted model, not a curated record. Gene Ontology annotation, molecular function: phosphoglycerate kinase activity; ADP binding; ATP binding. The coding region runs from base 82 to 1335 and encodes 417 amino acids. Gene Ontology annotation, biological process: glycolytic process; gluconeogenesis. Gene Ontology annotation, cellular component: cytosol.
UAGCUAACCAGCAGACGGAGGCGGAGGAGAUCCAGCACAGGAAGGAACAGGAAACAAACAGCAAACAAAAAAAACAGCAACAUGUCUCUGUCUAAUAAACUCAACCUGGACAAGGUUGAUGUCAAGGGGAAGCGGGUCAUCAUGAGAGUUGAUUUCAAUGUUCCAAUGAAGGACAAGCACAUCACAAACAACCAGAGGAUCAAGGCAGCCGUUCCCACCAUCAAGCAUUGCCUGGAUCACGGCGCCAAGUCUGUGGUCCUGAUGAGCCAUCUGGGCCGUCCCGACGGAAACUUUGUGCCUGAGAAAUACUCUCUGGAGCCCGUCGCUGCCGAGCUCAAGAACCUGCUGGGAAAGGAAGUCAAAUUCAUGAAGGACUGUGUGGGUGCAGAGGUGGAAGCUGCCUGCGCUAACCCUGCUAGCGGAUCCGUCAUCCUGCUGGAGAACCUCCGCUUCCACGUCGCUGAGGAAGGAAAGGGCAAAGAUGCCUCCGGAAACAAGACCAAGGCCACCCAGGAGCAGAUCGACACCUUCAGGGCGUCUCUGUCCAAACUGGGAGACGUUUACGUCAAUGAUGCCUUCGGUACCGCUCACAGAGCCCACAGCUCCAUGGUUGGAGUGAAUCUGCCUCAGAAGGCAGCUGGUUUCCUCAUGAAGAAGGAGCUUGACUACUUCGCCAUGGCUCUGGAGAAACCUCAGAAGCCCUUCCUGGCCAUCCUCGGAGGAGCAAAGGUCAAAGAUAAGAUCCAGCUGAUCAACAACAUGUUGGAUAGGGUCAAUGAGAUGAUCAUUGGCGGCGGCAUGGCCUUCACCUUCCUCAAAGUCCUCAACAACAUGGAGAUCGGUAACUCCCUGUACGACGAAGAGGGCGCCGGCAUCGUCAAGGACCUGAUGGCCAAGGCCGAGAAGAACAAGGUCAAGAUCACACUGCCUGUCGACUUCGUCACUGCUGACAAGUUUGACGAGAAAGCUACUACCGGCGUUGCAACCGUCGCUGCUGGCAUCCCCGCCGGCUGGAUGGGUUUGGACUGUGGACCAGAGAGCUCAAAGCACUUUGCCAAUGCAGUGGGCAGGGCCAAGCAGAUUGUGUGGAACGGCCCAGUCGGUGUGUUUGAGUGGGACAACUUUGCCAAGGGGACAAAGAACCUGAUGGACAAAGUGGUCGAGGUGACCAAAACAGGCUGCAUCACAAUCAUCGGUGGGGGUGACACUGCCACCUGCUGCGCCAAGUGGAACACAGAAGACAAGGUCAGCCACGUCAGCACAGGAGGCGGUGCCAGCUUGGAGCUGCUGGAGGGUAAAGUCCUGCCUGGUGUGGAUGCCCUGAGCAACGUCUAAACUUCCCAUCAGCCCCACUGUGUGUGUGAGAGUGUGUGUGCAUUUACGUGUAUGUAUGAGAGGUGUGUAGCGACUAAGCCAGACUUCUGUUUACUCCUUAAAACCCUGCAAAAAAAAAAAAACCACACCCGCUUUACCAGCUCAGUCUUUGUGAAAUAAUCCCAGUUGUGAUUCAUGGGAGAUAAAUCGACACUGCCUGUAACAAGUAGAUCCUUCUGCCUUAUUUCAACACGCUGAUUAAUUCAAGUCAAACUGCUGGAAAUAACAGAAUCAUGACCUCUUGAUAGAUGGAUGAAAACAGAUGAAAUGGCUUGUUAUGUAUGGUGGAAGUUUUCUUCCUGUUGACCUGCUGAAUGGACGGCUGAAACAUGGCAGACGCUCCGUCUCACUGCUGUCACCUGAAUUUGGGUUAAAAACAGCAGAUGGCUUCACUUCUCUGGGCCGGUGUCCCUCAGACAAGUCAGGAUUUCUGCUGUGUUGAGCUGUCAGCCGUUCACCCAUGAGAUACUUAAGCACUGGCUCGUAUGUGUGUGUGCGUGUAUCGCUGCAUCACUUUUUCCACCCUGGAAACAUCACAGCACCACCACUCUCGAGCGUGUACACAUACAGUAUAUAUAUAUAUAUAUAUAUAUAUAUAUAUGAAAACGGUUUAUGUGGUGUGUGCGUACCUACUGUAGAUGUUAUAUUUUUCUGUCGGCUCUGUUCACACUAACCUCGGCUCUGGUCAUCUGUCUUCUCUGGACGUUGGUUUCUGAGCAGCUUCAGACUGAGAUGAGAUGAUCUCAGCUGAUCUGUUCAGGCUAAUAAAACAGUCUGUGUAAAACA